AUAAAUGGAAAAAAUAUUGACUACUCAAAAUUUGGAGUUUCUAUUUUUCUUUUUCUCUUUUUGAGGGAAAAAUUUCUAUUUAUAUAAAGCUAAAAACUCGAAAGAGAAACCUUAACCCAAUCACUCAUGGCGUUCUGCUCCACCAGAUUCCUGCUCCUCCUCAUCCUCCUCUCCGCCGUCCCCGUCGCCUACAUCAUCCGCCUCGAGACGUCCGAGCCCGCCGCUCACGUCUACGCCUACAGCAGCAAAUCGUGGAUCCGCGAGUGCGCCAAGUGGGACGAUCUCAACCGUCGCUUCAUCGUCUCCUUCUUCGAGGGCGGCAUCGGGGUGGUACCGGUGAAGGCGGACGCCGCCGUUUUGGAGGAGAUUACGGUUGUCGAAGGCGCCGGCUUCGGGAAGAACUCGUCGCUGGGAAUCGUGAUCGACCGGCCCAGGAAUCGGUUGCUGGUGGCAAUCGCCGAUGUGCUCGGGAACAAGUACGGCGCUCUCGCCGCUUACGAUUUGACCACGUGGAACCGCCUCUUUCACACCCAGCUCGCUGGACCAGAGGGCAAGAAAACAUUCGCAGAUGAUGUAGCCGUUGAUGCAGAAGGAAAUGCUUAUGUAACCGAUGCAAAGGGAAGCAAGCUUUGGAAGGUUGGUGUGAAUGGUGAGCUCCUUUCCACCAUCGAGAGCCCACUCUUUAUCCAAAAAGAGUGGUACCUCAACUUGAUUGGCCUCAACGGAAUCGUGUACCAUCCAAACGGGUAUUUGUUGGUGGUCCAUACUCUAUCCGGCAAGCUCUUCAAGGUCGAGAUAGGCAAGGGAGACGUGGUGAAGGAGGUUAACAUCAUUGGGGAUUCGUUGAUGUUUGGAGACGGGUUGGAGCUCGUAUCCCCCACAAAGCUCGCGGUUGCUGGGAAAUCGGUGAGGAUGGUGGAGAGCACGGAUGAUUGGGAGAGUGGGCGCAUUGUAGGGAAGUCGAAGGCUCUUGGUCAUCGUUUGGUGACAGCAGCCACGGUGAAGGAGGGUAAGGUUUAUUUGAACCACCUUGUUGGUUUAGGGUAUCCUAAGAGGAAACAUGUGCUUCUUGAGGCUGUUUUUACUUGACACUUGUGGAACAGAGGAUCCCUGUCUCAAUAGGCCAUUUUGGUGGUGUUGGUAUUUAGUUUUUGUGUUUGCCUUUUUCUAGUUGAAGUUCUGCAUAACCUGUAUGUUGCAUUGCUGCAUGCAUAUAAUGAAUGAUAUAUAAACGGCUUCAUCUUUCUUUAAA
Messenger RNA from Salvia miltiorrhiza (redroot sage), 1252 nucleotides. RefSeq lists its product as uncharacterized. NCBI's taxonomy places the organism in Eukaryota, Viridiplantae, Streptophyta, Magnoliopsida, Lamiales, Lamiaceae. The record is from RefSeq and is a predicted model, not a curated record. Gene Ontology annotation, cellular component: endoplasmic reticulum. The coding region runs from base 127 to 1089 and encodes 320 amino acids. The transcript has 2 exons.